Trichosurus vulpecula (common brushtail) is the source of this 918-nucleotide messenger RNA. RefSeq names its product chymotrypsin-C-like. Lineage: Eukaryota; Metazoa; Chordata; Mammalia; Diprotodontia; Phalangeridae. The transcript has 8 exons. Bases 20 to 823 code for a protein of 267 amino acids. The record is from RefSeq and is a predicted model, not a curated record. Gene Ontology annotation, molecular function: serine-type endopeptidase activity. Gene Ontology annotation, biological process: proteolysis.
AACUCCCUAUACCAGCACCAUGUUAGGCUCUGUCCUCUUCUUUGCCGUCCUGGGCUAUGCCUCCAGCUGUGGUGUCCCCAGCUACCUGCCCAACCUGGCCACCAGGGUGGUGGGAGGAGAAGACGUCAGGCCCCAUAGCUGGCCCUGGCAGAUCUCCCUCCAGUACCUUAAGGAUGACACCUAUAAACAUACCUGCGGAGGGACCCUGAUCUCCAGCCAGCAUGUCCUGACUGCUGCCCACUGCAUAAGCAAAAGCAGAACCUACCGAGUGUUGCUGGGCAAGAAUAACCUGGCGGAGGAAGAGGCUGGCUCCGUGGCAGUGGCUGUGGAUACCAUUUUUGUCCAUGAGAAGUGGAAUAUCCUCCUGCUGCGCAAUGACAUCACCCUCAUCAAGCUGGCUGAGCCUGUGGAGCUGAGUGACACCAUCCAGGUGGCCUGCCUGCCCCCGCAGGACUCUCUGCUGCCUCAGGACUAUCCUUGCUAUGUGACUGGCUGGGGCCUCCUCUGGACCAAUGGCCCCAUUGCUGAUGUUCUCCAGCAGGGUCUACUGCCUGCAGUGGACCAUGAUACAUGCAGUCAGAGAGACUGGUGGAGCAUUCUGGUGACCCAAAACAUGGUGUGUGCUGGAGGAGAUGGAGUCAUCUCAGCAUGCAAUGGAGAUUCAGGUGGACCCCUAAACUGUGAGGCUGCAGAUGGAGCCUGGGAAGUGAGAGGUAUUGUGAGUUUUGGUUCUACCUGGGCCUGCAACACAGCCAAGAAGCCCACAGUCUUCACCCGGGUCUCUGCUUACAUUGACUGGAUUAACGAGAAAAUGCUGCUCUGAAUGAUCACCAGCUUCUCUACUGGGAAUUCCCUGGAAGAUGCUUCCCAAUAAACACUCCCAUUCAGCCCCAUCUUGGAUUUUCAAUAAAGUCUCCU